Molecule: messenger RNA, 3887 nt
Organism: Acipenser ruthenus (sterlet)
Lineage: Eukaryota; Metazoa; Chordata; Actinopteri; Acipenseriformes; Acipenseridae
Product: RNA-binding protein 12-like
Exons: 3
Coding region: 162-2819 (885 amino acids)
Biological process (GO): regulation of RNA splicing
Cellular component (GO): ribonucleoprotein complex; nucleoplasm
Molecular function (GO): RNA binding
Source: RefSeq, a predicted model, not a curated record
ACUGACACCGGCUCAUUUAUUUGUGUAAAAUCUGUUUGUGUACAGAUAUUUUCGUCUAGAGUUGGUUUUAUUUGCUUGCCUUCAGGAUUGGCUUGGGUACCCUGUACUACUUUUAAGGAAACACCACUUAUUAUUGCAGGUGUGUGUUGGUUCGACUCAGCAUGGCUGUGGUCAUCCGUUUGCAAGGUCUCCCGAUUAUGGCGGGGACCAUGGACAUACGCCAUUUCUUCUCUGGACUGAUCAUUCCGGAUGGUGGUGUACAUAUUGUAGGGGGUGAACAUGGUGAGGCUUUUAUUGUGUUUGCCACUGAUGAAGAUGCCAGGCUUGGCAUGAUGCGUACUGGUGGUGCAAUAAAAGGGUCAAAAGUUUCACUGUUGCUCAGUAGCAAGACAGAAAUGCAGAAUAUGAUCGAGCUUAGCCGUAGGCGUUUUGAAACUGGAAACUUGGAAGUCCCGCCAACAAAUUCUGGUAGGGCAGGGCCACCUGUCAGUACAGGGGGAAGUGGAAGGGGUAGUUUACCAGCGAUGCAAGGUUUUAGCAGCCCCACUUCUAGUGUGGUAACCACAGCCUCCUCGGUGCACGAAGCUGUAGGUAACAAAAACAUGCCCACGUUUUCCACUGCCGGCAUGGGAAGCAUGCCUCCGAACUUCAACAACUUCAGCAGCCCAAACCUCACUAUGGGAUCCACCAUGGCGACUGCCAUGCCUCCCAUGAACUCUGUGCCGCCAAUGCCACCUUUGCCGACAAUGCCAUCUCUACCACCCAUGCCUUCUAUCCCCCCAAUGCCAGUUCCACCUCCAGUUUCCGCUUUGCCUCCAGUUCCCCCUGUUGCCCCAAUACCAGCAGUCCCCCCUGUGCCACCUAUGACGCACAUGCCUACACACAUGUCUAGUUUGCCACCAUUUAAUCCAGGGGUUCCUCCUCCACUUGGUCCUAUGCCCAGUGGCAUGGGUGGUUCAGGUCCACCAAUGCCCAUGAGCAACCCAAACCACAUGUUUCUAGGUCCUAUGACUCCUAUAAACCCCCUGGGUCAAAUGAAUCCUCCCAGUCAUAUGAAGCCUCCCUUGGUCAAUCCAGAUGAACUGUACGUUUAUAUGCAAGGGAUUCCGUUCUCUGCCACAGAGAUGGACGUGAGGGAUUUUUUCCAUGGGUUGCCGGUGGAUGCGGUAAAUCUUCUGAGAGAUCACCUGGGUCGGGUGAGUGGCAGAGCGUUCGUAAAGUUCUUCUCCCCUCAGGACACGUAUGAAGCUUUGAAACACCACACAGGAAUGAUGGGUCAGCGUUAUAUUGAGGUUUCCCCUGCAACAGAAAGGCAGUGGAUGGUUUCAUGCACGGGAAUGAGCAGCACAAAUCAAGGACUAUCUAAACACAGCAGUGGUCACCCGGAGCAAGACCAGUAUCACAUGCACUCUAGAUCCGAGUCUCCUUCAGGGAAGGACCGGGCAAGGUCCCGCUCUCCUCAUAAACACGAGUACUGUGUCUAUUUGAAAGGUCUGCCAUACGAAGCCGAAAAGCGAGAGAUUUUUGAAUUUUUCAAAAACAUUGAGUUUAUGGAUGACACUGUUUACAUAGCUUAUGGACCUAAUGGCAGAGCAACAGGAGAAGGCUUUGUUGAGUUCAGAAAUGAAGCUGACUAUAAAUCGGCCCUGGGUCGCCACAUGCAGUACAUGGGGAGCCGUUUCAUUCAGGUUCACCCCAUCAGUAAAAAAGGCAUGCUUGAAAAGAUUGACUCUAUUAGGAAAAGGAUGCAAGGCUCGCAGCAGAAUGAUCAAAAAGGUAAUUCGUUGGAAAGUGGUGGAGAUAACUCUGCCAAGAUUUGUGCACACAUCUCGAAUAUUCCAUACAAUGUUUCCAAGAGUGAAGUGCAACAGUUUUUAGAGGGGAUUCAGCUUGUAGAAGACAGUUUAAGAGUUCUUGUAGAUGCUAAUGGUCAAGGGUUAGGGCAAGCCGUGGUGCAGUUCAGGUCAGAAGAGGAAGCGCUUAAAGCUGAGCGUUUACAUCGCAGGAAGUUGAAUGGAAGAGACGCUUUUGUACGCCUUGUUACAAGUGAACACGUUAAAGACAUAGAGAACAACCCACCGCCUCAAGUUAAGAGGGGGCACAAAGUGCAGGGGAACCCCUCAGGGCACCAGUUCCCCAGUGUGGGAGACGACUUUUCCUUUAUGAGAGGAAAUUCAGGGAGUAUCAACAAUGGUCCUCCGUUUAAUCCCCCGUUCAGCGCCCCAGGUAACGGGUUUGGUGGUCUGCCACCACCCUUGCCCCCAAUAGGAGGAGGACUAGGUGAUGGACCAAUGGGGGUUCCGCCUCCCCCACCUGGGGUUGGCGGCCACAUGCCCGGUCCAGCACACGAGCCGCUAGGUUUCAGACCUGCCCCCGGCAAUACCAAUGCACCUCCAGGUUUCGGGGGAGCCCCUGAAGGGAUGAUGGGUCCACCACCUUUUGAUAAUGGACCUAGAAAAAAUAGCGGCCCUCCAGGCCGGGGAAAUGGCCAGAGUUGUUUGGGUAGUUCACAAGGUUUUGGUUCAGGCUCUGAAAAUGUAAGAGGGCCCCCCGGUUUAAGCAGCGGGCCUGGCAAUUCAAGGCCUACGGUAGUUAAGAUACAUAACAUGCCGUUCACAGUCUCUGUUGAUGAAAUUUUAGAUUUCUUUUAUGGUUACCAAGUAUUGCCAGGCUCUGUGUGCCUGCAGUACAGUGAUAAAGGGAUGGCAACGGGAGAAGCAAUGGUUGCUUUUGAAUCACAUGAUGAAGCAAUGUCGGCAGUCUUAGAUCUCAAUGACAGACCUAUUGGCUCAAGAAAAGUGAAGCUUAUUUUAGGGUAGAUGUAAAGCCUUAGUGUUUUUGUUUUCUAGGGAUAACCCUGUGGAAUACAAUGAAUGGUUGUAUACUAAAGAUUCUACUAACACCAGGCAGCAUUUAAGUUAUUGAAAGAAAACGUGUUCCAUAUUUCACCUGUUUUUAAAACCUGUGGAUUUUGAAUUCAUAGCCAAUAGCUCCUGUUGUACUUAACACUUUUUAUAGAUAAUAUGACAAAUUAAACACUUGUGAAUUUAACUCCUGUGUUUGAUUGAUUAGUGCAGCGAGUAACAAAUGAAUGGAAAAUCCCAUAAUGUAUCGUACUAAGACAACUUAGUAAAAAGAAAAGAAAAAAAAAGUAGAUUCUGAUGUAGAGUCUGUUGCUGAAUUUAUUUCUUGUGUUAAGAAGCAUGUGAUAGCUUUGUUAAAGGCACUGGCAUCUGUGUAUGUGUUUGUUUAUUGCUGUUUCUUCCUCCUGUAUCAUUUCUGAUUUGUUUUGUACUGGAGCAGGUAUUAGAGUACUGUAAUUCAAUAGUGCUGACAUGCCUGCCGUUUGCAAAAAACUAACAACGCCAGAGUUGCAUUAGAGCUCUUUGUUAGUUUUGUGAACAUGUGACUUAGUUUAAAUCUUUUUUUCCCUCUCAUGAUGAUUUUUUUGUUACAUGGUUCCUGUUACAAGUCCAAAUGUAAAAGAAUAAAAGCUAAGCCCAAAAUUUAGAAUGGUGUUUUCUUUUUUUUUUUUUUUGGUUGGAUAAUAUCCAGACAGAUCUGUUUAAAUUCAAUACAAUUUGAAGUGGUGUUUUAUUCCCAUUUCAUAUGUUAAACAGAGAAAUAUUUGAGAUUUUUGAAGAUUUUUGGUGGAUCCCUGGAAUUGUUUUUUCAUUUUACAACUGUGUACACUACGUGCAAAUCAAGAUGCAUCAUGUUUUGCGAAGAUGUAGAUCCAUAUUUGGAGUGCUUUUGUAACUGUAGUGUGGUUGAAUAUUUUUUUUGGACUUGCUUAUGACUUUCCUGCUCAUUAUUUGCAUUUGUAUAUACUGUUCAGCAUACACAUCUUUGUCAAUAAACUGCAUUCCUUAAAGAAAUGACCCAAA